AUGGCGCAAAGAGUCGUCACCGUCUGCCGCGCACGAGUCCUCCUCUUAGCGUUCCUUCUUGUCCACCUGCUCGCCCUUCCUUAUCUCGCCGUGAGCGCGCAAGAAGCGGGCAAUUUACCAGACGCCCCAUGCGACGCGGACAUCAGUCAAACCGCGCACUUCUGGUGGCCGUGGAGUACCACCCCACGCAAGUUUACCGCUCGGCGAUUGGUCGAAACACCCUCUGCUGAGCCAACAGCCACCGCCGGCAGAAUGCUCGCGACGAAGGAGACCUCGACAUUGCCGAGUAGACUGCCGGAUAUGCCAUCGCCCACUCCCACUGUAACCACGUCAGCCACCUCUUCGCCGUCUGCGAAGAAGAGCAAAGCGCCCAAAGGCAGCGUCAGCACAGGCGUCAUGCCGCCCGAAUCCUCUAAAAAGCCCACCCCCGCAAAUCCCAAGCACACCUCGCCAUCACCAAAGAAACCCGCCCCCUCCCCCAAGACCCCCGCGCCAGCUCCUGGGGGAAAGUCGCCCGUUCCGAGCGGGAAAACUCCGUCGACGAAGACCCCUUCGCCUUCGCCGAAGGGCGGUGGCACUCCCCCCGAGAAAAACCCUCCCGCCACACCGAAGCCCUCUCAGGGCAGCCCUAACAUCCGUAAGUCCCCGCCUUCGACGCCGUCCCCACCCAAGAACACCAGCGCUUCCGGUCAGAAACCUCCCGCCUCACCCACCUCCCCUCCCGUAAGCCCCCCCCCACCUUCCCCCAAGCCCACGCCCCCGCCAAAACCGCGCCCGACGAAGCGGCGCGACGCGAACGAGACGGCCCCGACGGGGCCGAGCAACGCGGUGGGAUCAGCCGACUGCCAGUACCAAGCCGCGAAGGAGCUCGCGUCGUGCGCCAUGGGGUUCGCGCAGACGGCGGGCGUGAAAGGCGGUCAGGCGCUGGAGGUGACGCGGUACAUCGUGGAGAACGAGUUCGACUCGCUGGACGGCUCGCAGAUGUCGGUGGGGUCGCUGCGCUGGGCGGUGACGUACCUGCGCGACGGCGCGUACAUUCGCUUCGCGCGCAGCAUGGAGAUCGUGCUGCAGGGGAACCUGUUCCUGCGGCCGCGCACGACGAUCGACGGGCAAGGCUUCCACGUGCGCAUCACCAACGGCAGCAUUGUGAUGCAGAACGUCAAUGACGUCAUCGUGCACAACAUCGAAGUGUCGGGGCAGCCGCGCGGCGAUCUGAUCCCGAUCUACAACAGCUCGCGCGUGUGGGUGGACCACUGCCGCCUCUUCGGCGGGCUCACGGGCACCGUCGACGUGGGCAAGGGCAGCACUGACGUCACCGUCUCCAACAACUACGUCAGCAGCUACGGGCAGACGAUGCAGCUGGGACUGUCCGACGUGGAGAACGCCGAUACGGCGAUGCGCGUCACGCUGUAUCGGAACUGGUUCAACGCGUCGGGCGCCAUGCAGCCGCUGUGCCGCAAGGGGUGGUGCCACGUGGCGAAUAACGUGUACUCCAGCUGGGGGUACUACGCGAUCGCGGCACGCAAAGGCGCCGUGAUCCGGUCUGAGAAGAAUUUCUUCCGGCCUGACCCGGCGGGCAGGCGAAAGGAAGUCACGCCGUACUGGAAAGGCAUGCCCCCGACGGACGGCAGCUACGAUCCGACGGUCACGAUCGUCUCGAUCGACGACUUCCUAGCAGGCAACGCGACGUUCUCGGACACGGCAUAUCGCGGCCCGACGCCGGUAUUCACGCCGCCGUACACGCUGACGUUUCCGAAGAGCACGCGCAUGCUGGAGACGUGGGUGCAGUUCAACGCGGGCCCGAAAUACGACGCGCUCCUAGAGCUCGAUCCGCCCAACCCGGCCUUCCUCCCCCCCGCGCCCUCGCCCCCUCCUUCUCCCGACUCCUCUGCCGGUAAUGGCACAGCCGGCAACGGCACUGCUGGCAACGCCACCGCGGGCAACGCCACCGCCGGCAACGGCACCGCCGGCAACAGUACCGCGGGGAACGGCACUGUGGCUUCGCCUCCCCCUCCCCCACCGCCGCCUCCCCCGCCGCCCGAAUCCCCCGACUGCCAGUACGCUCAGAACGCGAGCGGGGCGGAUGGGCUGGCGGCAUGCGCCGUUGGGUUUGCGGCCGCGGCGUUGGCAAGCGGGAAUGGCAGCGCUGGCAACACGACCGACGGGAGCAGCGGUGAGCGACCGGUGUACGUGGUUACCCUGGACGAGGACUUCGCAGCGUCGUCGCGACAGGGCUCCCUGCGGUGGGGCAUCUCGAACUACGCGCGCACGGGCGCGGUGUUCCGCUUCGCGCGCGACAUGACGAUCCAGCUGGCGGCGCCGCUGUACGUGAAGUCGCAGACGACCAUCGACGCGCGCGGCAGGAGCGUGAAGCUGGUGGGGGACAGCCUGCUGGUGCAGCACUCGCGCGGCGUCAUCAUCCACAACAUCGAGAGUAAGCCCACGCGCUGCCGUCCUCGUCCCCUCAUCCACUUCAUUUCUCUGCCUUUUCCAUGCCUCCGUGACCAUUUGCUCCCCCUCCCCUUCACAUUCUUCCCUUUUUCUGAUUUCCAUGGUUAUUAUUCACAGCAGCAACUAAAACCGAGAAAAGUUAGAACCGUUGCUUCCAUGACCAACCUCUGCAGGUUGAUUCCAUAUUGGUCAUGCGUCGCUCCUAACCCCCCUUCCUCUCCCGCCUCUCUACACCCCAUGUGCGCAGUAUCCGGCAGCGUGCGCGCCCCAGCGCACAUAGCGCUGUACAACAGUACGGGCGUGUGGGUGGACCACUGCCGCUUCUCCAACACCUCCACCCUCUCCGGCGCCAUAGAGCUCGCGCGCAACAGCACAGGCGUCACCAUCUCCAACUGCCACUUCGCCUCCAACCAGCAAGGCUUUGCGCUGCACCUCGGCCAGUCUGACUCCGACAAUAUCAACGCCGGCAUGAACGUUACGGUGUACCGUAACUGGUUUGACAGGUCCGCGGCGCCCGCGCGGCAGCCCAUGUGCCGGCUGGGGCUGUGCCACGUGGCGAAUAAUCUCUACACGGGGUGGACGGGAGAUGCCAUGGAAGCACGUGUGGUGGCGCAGGUGCUUCUAGAGCAGAACCAGUUUCAGGCGGGUGCGGCGUCGCGACAAGUGGUGGCGAAUACCACGGCGCCGGUUCCUGGGCUGGUGGCAGCCGUGAAUAACACGCUGCUGCAGUGGACGGAUGGGGGGGGAGCGGUGGCUCCGGUGUCUGUCACUUGGGGCCCGGUGUAUGUGGCGGUGGAGGGGGGCGUGCAGGUGUUUGUUCCCCCGUAUGGCUUGGAUCUCAUGCUUUUGGAUGGCAACUUCACUGCGUUUGUGAAGGCCAAUGCUGGCCCUCACGCCAAGUAG
Closterium sp. Naga37s-1 is the source of this 3354-nucleotide messenger RNA. NCBI's taxonomy places the organism in Eukaryota, Viridiplantae, Streptophyta, Zygnematophyceae, Desmidiales, Closteriaceae. The record is from the annotation of a GenBank genome assembly.